Messenger RNA from Aspergillus niger, 324 nucleotides. RefSeq lists its product as hypothetical. The transcript is spliced from 4 exons. The coding region runs from base 1 to 324 and encodes 107 amino acids. Lineage: Eukaryota; Fungi; Ascomycota; Eurotiomycetes; Eurotiales; Aspergillaceae. The record is from RefSeq and is a predicted model, not a curated record.
AUGAGGCCCUGGCGGCAGCUCUUUGGACGUGACUGGCUAAUCGAAGUCCCUUAUCUGGCAGUUCCCGGUUAUGCCAGUGAUCGGAAUGCGGAAUGGGUGGUGGUGCUAGCUUUGGUGCUUGCUCCGCCUCUCAUGUUGAUCUACGCAGCAGGAUGUCUUGGAACUCUUAUCACAACUCAAAAUAUGGACAAUGAUCUUGGUUGUGGCAACGUCCGUGGCCGCUCGACAAUCAUGUCGAUCACUAACCCAGUCCAGCGACUGAUUCAUUUGCGACUGCCAUGGCCAUCAGCUGCCUUGAUGAACGACGUCAGGACCCUGGGGUGA